GUUUAUAUAUUUCUAAGGAACUAAAGCAACAAGGCUGUUUGACAUUUAUUGGAUCAUUUGACACAGCAAGCAGCUCUGACCUGGAAAAAAGGCUUCUCCUGUUGUUAAUGCAAGACUUGUACGAGGAAACUAUCUGUAAAUCAGCUUCAGAAGUGAGAGAAGACAUCUUUAACUUCCAACAUGGGAGCAAGUGAAAGCACGACAUUUGGACCUUGCUAUUACAAAAUGAGCACAGAGGUGGACAAGUACCUCUACAAGUACAUUUUACCCAUCAUCUGCAUCCUGGGCUUAGUGGGGAAUUGUCUAGUAACCUUCACCCUGGCUGUUGGAAAGAAAAAGAUGAGUAGAAGUGAUUUCCUCCUGCUCAAUCUCGCCAUCACCAACCUGCUGUUUGUUGUGGUUCUGCUUAUCCUAUCCUUCCACGAGCAAGUCGAAUGGCUGAAGGGGGGAGUGGCCUGCAAGCUGUUGAAGGGCUCCUACAGCAUCAACCAAUACUGUGGAAUGCUGCUGCUCGCCUGGAUCAGCCUUGAACACGGCAUGGUAGUCGUAAACAAUAAUCUAAAGACGCCAUCAAAAUCGUUAAAAUUUAGCUUUACCGGCUGCGCCUUCAUCUGGGUCUUUUCUAUACUGGUUUCUAUCCCCGCCUUCCUCUUCUAUACCUCCUAUGACUCAAAGCCUAAAAUCAUCUGGAAAAACAAAACAAAAGACAAAGAGACCUCAAGCCCUUCUGAUUUCAUCUGUGGGUUAAAUUUUGAGGGGAGUAACUCGCCCAAUUUGACACGGUUGGCCAUUCCCAGCGUCCAAAUGGCUGUUGGCUUUUUCCUGCCUUUGUUAGUCAUUAUUUCAAGCUACACCUUAAUCAUCCACCAUCUGCAGAAAGAAAAGCUUUCCCAAACUGUGAAAAAUGGGCUAAAAAAUAAAGCAACUAAGAGGGCGAUUUAUGUCAUGGUCUUGUUUGUGGUCUGCCACAUGCCCUACAAUCUCAUUCUGCUGUAUGACACCAUCACCAUGUCCGACGAGAGAGAGUGUAAAGCAGCAGACGGUUUGCAGACGGCCUUGUCCGUUGCUCAGGCCGUGACUUGCCUGCAGUGCUGCCUGAACCCAGUGGUGUACAAUUUUAUGGGGGAAAACUUCAGGAAAAAGUUCCAGAAAUGUUGCUCAGCCAAAGGGAAAAGAAAAUAUGACUCAGCAAAAAGGUCAAGUCGGUUUCCAGGUACAGAACAGUUUUCAAUGAAAACAAUUAAAGAGUCAAAGGAAUUCUUAGACACCUAAUAUCUCUGAUCAAAGCCUUUGUUAGGG
Molecule: messenger RNA, 1299 nt
Organism: Cyprinodon variegatus (sheepshead minnow)
Lineage: Eukaryota; Metazoa; Chordata; Actinopteri; Cyprinodontiformes; Cyprinodontidae
Product: C-C chemokine receptor type 6-like
Exons: 2
Coding region: 181-1272 (363 amino acids)
Biological process (GO): immune response; G protein-coupled receptor signaling pathway
Cellular component (GO): membrane
Molecular function (GO): G protein-coupled receptor activity
Source: RefSeq, a predicted model, not a curated record